AUGAGCCCAAGUCCAUCGGUGUCGCCAAGAAGGACUCUCAACAAUAAAUCAUCGUACAUUGGCAAUGGCAGCGGGCUGGUCCUGCCUCCUACGCAGGUCAAACUGAACCAGCAGCCGGUUCUGAGCUUCCAACAGAAGACAACUUUCGACUCAAACCAGCAAUUCUUCUACUAUCCAGAGUCGCCUACAAAGAGCCAAAGACCAAGGUUCAACAGCGUCUCGCAGAUUAAUAAAGACACUAACGAAAACUACUACGCCGGUGCCGCAAACAGCAAUGGCAACAGACCGUCUAGAUAUCCAAAUGCCGGUGCCGCAAACGUAAAUGCUAAUCCGCAUCCGCACCAUCAGUCGGUGUCUCAUAUAAAUUCUAAAGCUCCUAAGUUCAAUCAAACGAAGGAAGUGAAGAGCAUAAAGGAUAUCUCGUUUCCUUCCAGAACUUGCACUGCCAAGAGAUAUUUCACCAGCCCGAUAGAUCUCCAUGGUAUAAGAAACAAUAGUAGCAACAUAACACCUACAUUGACGAAUUCUCCUAUGAAGUCAAAGGCAAAUUUCAACAUCAAAAAAUUCAUUUUACCCAGGUCCGUUAUCAUUACGUAUAAAUUGGCAUCACCGGUACAUGAAACGAUAGACGAUAUAUCGAAAAAAAUCAUCAUCUUACAAAUCUCGUUGAAUUUUGAGAAAAGUUACCAUUCUUUGCAGCCGAUUCAAUUGUCCACAGAUAGAAAGACACGGAUCUUAAAAUCACUAGACGAACUAUGCGGUGAACACCUGGUCCUCCUACCCAAGCAACAGAGUCAGCCUCAAAAUAACAUUAAGCCCGUGAAGAAUCUUCCAAAUAUCAAUACUAAGCAGAGAACCAGUACCAGCAUAGGCACAACCGCCAAUGAGAGCUUUGAAUUGAGCUUUGACGGGAAGGCAAUGGAUAGGUCUGAUAUAUUUCGAAUGGUAGACUCAUUUAGCAUUGCCAUCUCAGAUGAGGAUGAGGAUGAUGACGAGGAUAACUUCCAACAGAGAAACAAGAGCAACAGAAUUCUACCGGCGGAAAUAUUAAGUAAUGGACUCUUGAAAUGA
Molecule: messenger RNA, 1071 nt
Organism: Saccharomyces kudriavzevii IFO 1802
Lineage: Eukaryota; Fungi; Ascomycota; Saccharomycetes; Saccharomycetales; Saccharomycetaceae
Exons: 1
Coding region: 1-1071 (356 amino acids)
Source: RefSeq, a predicted model, not a curated record